Molecule: messenger RNA, 450 nt
Organism: Microdochium trichocladiopsis
Lineage: Eukaryota; Fungi; Ascomycota; Sordariomycetes; Xylariales; Microdochiaceae
Exons: 2
Coding region: 1-450 (149 amino acids)
Source: RefSeq, a predicted model, not a curated record
AUGUCGUCCAACACUGUGAGCCAGAAGGACCUUGAGAUGCUCGCCACCGUCUGGAAGACCCUGAAGGAGCCUCCGCAGGUCGACUUCGAGGCGUUGGUGGACGCGGGCUACUACAAGAAUGCCAAGUCUGCCCGCGCCAGCUUUGACAAUUUCAAGAAGCGCGUCUUCGGAGCCGAGCACCAGGCUGGCGGCAGCAACAACAAUCACGCCGUCACGACCACCGACAACGGCAGCGGCAACGGCAGCGGCAACGGCAGCGGCAACACUGCCACCAACAAGAAGAAAAAGGCGGCGGCAGCAACUACUCCUGUGGCGCGCAAGCGCAAGGCUAACAAGGCCAAGUCUUCUGCCGAGGAAGCUGCCGAUGAUGAGGAAGAGGAGAAGCCCAGCAAGAAGGGCAAGCAUGAGGCCAUAGAGGAUGGUGCUGACGCUGAGGACAGCGAGGUCUAA